Messenger RNA from Brassica rapa (field mustard), 4204 nucleotides. RefSeq names its product probable E3 ubiquitin ligase SUD1. The record is from RefSeq and is a predicted model, not a curated record. NCBI's taxonomy places the organism in Eukaryota, Viridiplantae, Streptophyta, Magnoliopsida, Brassicales, Brassicaceae. Gene Ontology annotation, biological process: ERAD pathway. Gene Ontology annotation, cellular component: endoplasmic reticulum membrane.
CUCUUUUCGUCUGAAAUAUUUUGAGAAAUCCUUUUCCACCAUUCAAGCAGCGCCUCUCUCACACUUUCCAUAACAUGGUGUAUCUGUCCACCAAGAAAAAAUCUUAUCAAUCUCAUUAAGCUAUCUUAUUGACAAGAAUCACUUAAAAAAGCUUAAGAAAAGAGUAAAUCAUCAUUAAGACAUGUCAAAACACGGUUAAUUGUGGAAUGUCUUCUUAAGUAAAGCUUUUAAGGGAUCGAGAGAGUGUAGCUUACCUUGGCAGCAGUGGAAUCUGUUUGGUCCUUAAUCAAACUGCUUAAUUGUGAUGCCAAUGCAGUCAAGAAGGCCUUCACACUUUGCAAUACUCCUUCCAUCUUCGUUGAUUUGAUUUUGGUUUCUAGGUUCUUGAAUCCUCUCGGGUGUGUUAAUUUGGAUGGUUUAUUUGAUGUUAUAAUGCUCGGGUGUGUUAGGUUCUCUAGGUUCUUGAAUCCUCUCGGGUGUGUUAGGUUCUUGAAUCCUCUCCCUAUAAGAUAUAAAUACAAUUCACUUCGUUCAUAAUAUAAAUUUAGUCAUUUUCAGUAUGGUAAUCAUUUAUUGCACUACUUGUUUUCCAGUUUCCACAUAAAUGAAGUAUAUUUUAUAAUAGGUUGAACUUUUUUGUAAAAUCUUUAACCAUUUAUAUUAACUAAUUUCGGUUUCUGAAACAUUUAUUAACAGAUUAAUAAAUAUUGUUGAGGCAAAAUCACCCAACUAUAUUGGGUACUUCGUUCCAAGGUUUUAAAAUAUCGGCCCAUGAAGAAGAUAAAUCCAAAUGAACUUAUACUUUCAAGUUUGUUGUGUUCAAAAUAAAAACAAAAUGAAAGUUUCUUUAAAAAAAUAAAUUAAACACCGAAAAACUCUUGUCUGAGAGAAAGCGAUGAAAGAAUCUUUGCUGAUUUCUUGUGAAAACAAAUAGAGAUCGAUGUUUCUGCAAUUAUUCCCCCACAAAGUAUUUAGAUUAGAGAGAUCGAUGUAUUCGUCUAGACUAUAUGUAGAUCAGAAUCGAGGGUUGUUGGUUUUUCGUAAGUUGUUUCGCGGCGGCGCGUGGAGUGUCCUCUGUCCUCUUAUUACUGAGGCAUCUUUUUUUUUUCUUACCUUUGCUAACAACCUAUGAUAUAAUAGUUCAUUAAAUUUUGAACUGUUAUUUGUUAGUUUAUUUUCGUGUAAGCGUAUUAUAAAUAAUUUAUUAAAUUUUAAUCAGUUAGACAAUAUUUUUGUUGGUUUAUAUACUAUGCAUGAAUAAUAUAUUAAAAUAUGAUGAUGAUAUUACAUCACUUGGUGUGCUAAAAGUUUUGUUUUGGUGAGGAUGAUGACAUUAUAUAACUUUAUUAGUUUUUUGAUAUUUAUUCUUAUAGAAUAAGAAGCUCGAACGAAAUGUAGAAACCAAAAUAACAAUAGUUGGGUUUUGUUUGACCAAAAAAUAAAAUAAAAAUGAUAGUUUGGUUUAAAGAGUUUUUCGGGGGCAAUUAAAAGCAAGAUAAAACGAAUCCUAACGGCCUCUCCCUCUCCCUCUUUAAAUUCCCAGUGUUUUGUUUCCAUUAUUCGAAAGUGGAGAAGAAGAGGGAAAGAAAGCAGAGCGAGUGCGAUCAUGGACGCGUUUGUGGAGGAAAACAAGAUCGUCUUCGUGAAAUGGUGCCGGAUUUGCGGAUGCGUGUGCCUGCACUGCCGACUGAGACUCCCCGCCGAGUUCCGUCCGUGCGUGUGUAGCUCCACGAAAGUUCAUCAGAACUGGAUCGUUCUCGGGCUCGAUCGUCACGACUUCAAUAAUUGCAAGGUUUGUGCUGCUUUGGGAUUGAAUCAACAACCGCAGAUCUUUUCUCGUCAUCAACUCAGGCGUGCGACACCCGAGUGGCUUCCAAGCAAGUUGUGGGGACUGUUACUGGGAGCAACAUCACGCAUCUUUUCUUGGGUCUUGGUGAGAGCGCUACGUAUCUCUGUUUGGCUGUUGGUGCUUCUCCUCAACGCGUUUUGCUUCUCAUUGCACUCAUGGGGCCUGGAAACUGCGAUUGAUAGCCAAGGAGGUCUUCAAGUGUCAGGGAUCAUUGGUUCGCUGUUGUCUGCGCUCUCUUACAAUGGCUUGGUUGCUCAGUUUCUGACCAUAAUCACUCUUCUACGACUAAUUGUGGAAGACAUUUGGGGCUUUCACCUUGAGAUCGGGAAUCACCUUCCGUAUGCACAGUUGUUGUGGACACCUCUCCGGAUCCUGUCUGACUGGUGGCACGAUCUCCUCCUAAGCCGCGGAUUCUUCCACACGAUCUUGGAUCUGAGCUUAAUGAUUUUGGAGCAGGAAGAAGACUUCUCUUCUUUCUAGAUGACAAUAGCUUUGCAGUUCUUGCAAUCAGUGUGUAUGUGUCGUGCCUCUUCAGUUUUCUUCCGUAUCUCAUCGGGAUAUCCGUUCUUAACUUCCCACUGAUUGACAACAUCGGCUUUGUGUCCAACAGCUCACCCAUCUUCACUGGAUACUCUGUUAUGGUGGCAAUAUCGGUUGAGUACUUGGUUAUGAAACUAGCCUCGAUUGAUAUGUUACGGCAGUUACUUCUCUACAUAUCACUAGCACCCUUCAUCCUAUUAUAUGGACUUUUAGCACCACUAUUCCGUAACCCCCUAAAUGUGGUCAACGAGGCAAUCCAAUUCCUAAGUCGGAUCAACUACAAGCUUCUGAUCUGCCCGUUGCUCCUUGGUUUCCACAUGGACUUUUGCACUAUCCCUGUGACUGGAACCAGCUAUUCUCGAAAGAUUGAGUUUGUCUCGGGCUAUCCACUUUGCAUCCUCAUACACUGGUUUUGCGGAUACACUUGGUUGGUACUAUCUUCGGCCUUCAUGCGUCUUAUCUACAAGAUCAUUGGUGGGCAACGAGCCUCUUGGUUUUUGGAAGAUGUCACGGACAUCAAUAAACUGCAUUAUGCCCAAUUCCUCGCUGCGUUUGCUUUCCAGGAGGCUUUGAUUUUUAGUGUGGUUCACUUACCAACAGCCACUAUCUCUCUCGUCAGCAGCUCGUUUUUCCCCCUCCACUUCUGGGUCUAUGACACAAGGAUUCUGUUUGGCUCAGUGGCUGCAUAUGGAUUCCUAGUGAGAGUUGGAGUCCACGAGUGGUUAGCCGAGCUUAUUGGAGCAUCCGUUGAGCCCAUAGUUCGAAUGUGGAUUACAACUGUCAGUUCUUGGCUUCAGUGGAUGCAGACGGAGAGGUUCGUACUGAGGGAAGGGGUGAUGUUGUUUCUUGCUGCACUGAGCAUGUACCUCGUGAGUUUAGCCUCCAUGGUUUUGCCAGUUCUGGUGGGUAGGGUGUUCUUCCAGCUCAUCUCGUUUGCCAAACAAGACGAUCUAUAUGGUUUCUGUAUUGGAUGCGUUCUCUUGCGAAGCAUCUUCAAGUAUAAUCACAUCUGGACGUGGAUAGGAAAUGGCAUCAUGAACUCGUCAGAGACAUUGCUGGUCCUCCUUGUCGACAUUAUUGUCAUCAUCCCAUCACUAGUGCCGCAAGACGAAACCCCUGGUUUCUUCUCGGUCCAAGAUAGGUUGAUUGGACUAGCCAUCCUUCACAUAUGGACCUAUCUCACGGUCUUCACACGGAUCAACCGUUUCCAGAAUGUCGCAUGGCGAGAGAGGCUUCAGAGGAUCAGAGGAGGCAUUAUCUAUCGGUUUUCCUCCAAGUACUCAUCACUUCUUCUGGGCUUGGUACUUGAGACGGGUCUAACCACCAUCUGUUUUCCUUUAUUGGUUGCCGGGCCAAUCUCUUCAAGUGCCAAUCUCCUCUGUCCGGUUGUCAUCUUGGGUUUGGGUUUUGUAGCGAAAGUAGCCGUGGAGUCGGUAUACUUGGACUUCUUCUGAUUUUAAACUUUGUUUUGUUAUAUAGACCCUGAUGGUAAAUAACGAUUGUGAUUGGUCACACGAUCAAUCAACAUGAAAGGAAUAGAAUAUAGGGGGUAGGGGGGGGUUAUUGGAACAUGAAUUUCUAUGGAGUUUGAUGAUUUUAAUAGUUGAGAAGAUUUUACAAGCUAACUAGAUUUAACAAAUUUUGUCAAAUACUUUUACAUAGAUUUUCAUUACCUGUGUAUAGAAUUCUAUUGAUUGUUAUUAAUUUUUAAAGUAAGAAAUUAAUGGUGGUAGAAAAAAAAAGAAAGAAAAUCAUUUCAAUUAAGACAAUUCUUAAACAACUUUAAAAAAGUUUUUGUCACAAAAAAGAUCUCAA